Messenger RNA from Chelmon rostratus (copperband butterflyfish), 1056 nucleotides. It is a transcript of the gene fbxo2, whose product is annotated as F-box protein 2. Bases 149 to 679 code for a protein of 176 amino acids. The record is from RefSeq and is a predicted model, not a curated record. Lineage: Eukaryota; Metazoa; Chordata; Actinopteri; Chaetodontiformes; Chaetodontidae. Gene Ontology annotation, biological process: SCF-dependent proteasomal ubiquitin-dependent protein catabolic process; glycoprotein catabolic process. The transcript is spliced from 6 exons. Gene Ontology annotation, cellular component: cytoplasm; SCF ubiquitin ligase complex. Gene Ontology annotation, molecular function: ubiquitin protein ligase activity.
GGGUGUGUGUGUGUGUGCUCCCUGGCUAUAAAAGCUACGCUGUCACGAGGCCACUAUCCUGCAGAGGAGCUCAAGUGUAAGUCAGAGAAAGCAGAAACUACACUUGCCUUCCCCUGGCUGCCCUGUCCUCUCUGUAUAAAUUGCAACCAUGGCCAGAAACCUGCUGAAGAAUCCCAAUGGAGAGGAGCAGCUGGAAUUCUGGGAGCUGACAGAGAACGGAGGGAGUCAGUGGAAGGUGGAGGACAUGCCGGGAGACUGUGGCUACGACUUCUGCAACGAAGGAGUGACCAAAUACUUUGCAACCUCCUUUGAGCUGUGUCUGAAGAGACAGGUGAUCGACUUGUUAGCGGAGGGUUUCUCUUCUGAACAACUGGACGCCCAGCCACCCGUCACGGUGGAAGACUGGUACAGUGGCAGAUCGGAUUGUGGUUGCACCUAUCAAAUGACCGUGUGUCUGCUGGAUGAGAAUCAUGAGGUCAUACAGGAGUUCAAACCUGACCCAGUGACUCUCGAUCCUGAAUGUGACGACUGCUCGUGGAAACAGGUCAGCCAUACAUUUUCUAACUAUGGCCCUGGAAUGAGUCACAUCUCCUUCGAACACGGAGGACAAGACACCAAGUUCUGGGAUGGCUGGUUUGGAGUCCGGGUCACUGGGAGCUCUGUUAUUGUCGAGGUCUGACCAGGAGGAAAAAGGGUGAAAGAAGAAGGGACAGGCGAAGGAGGAAGGCUUCAGGCUGACAGAGUGGUGUGUAUGUUCUGAGGUUUCAAGAGGACCAGCUUUGCCUUAUGCACUUAGCUUGCACAUUUGUAUAUCAUGUACAAAAAAUACUGCUCCUGCUAUGAAGACCCCAGUUGCAAAUCUUGAAGAAGAGCUAUCACGGUGGCAUGUCAGCUUUACUAACCUCAAGAUAUUAAAGCUACUGCUUGCAACACGGUCAUUAAUCAUGGUCCAUUCACUCUGCACAGUGACUUAUCCUGGUGUUUAACUAAAUAAUGUGUUUUGUGGGUAGGGGUGUUGUAAGCAGUCAAGUGGUUGACCAUUCAAAUUGAAAUUAA